AUGGGCAGACGGCGCGGCCACGUAGAGGCCCCGCCGCGGGGCCACGGCCACCUGGGCAGGCCCGGGCACAGUGUACGCCGCGGUGUAUUCCAGAAUGGCUGUGUAGCAGGCAUCUCUGAACGCAUGGGUCUUCAGAGUGAGUGUGCGCGGGGCCCCGGGACCCGCCGGGGGGAGGGCAUGAAAGCACGCUGGCCCCUCCUCCGGCUCCAUGCAGGACCCGGAGCUCUGCAAGGACGAGGGUCAAUGCCCGUGUCCACGGUGGACGAACCCGGAAGCAUCAUUGGGAGGGACCAGGGCCUCGAAAGCUGGGAAGACGGGGAAGGCAAAGACUUGCCGGGAGAGACUGAGGUGAAGCAGGGGCUUCAGCCCCGUCGACUCCUGGUGGAGUCCGGGCGGAGCCAGCGUGAACUCCGGGGACGUCAGAAGUCCUUCUAUCAGAGAAACGUUUAUCUGUGGCCGUGUGUGCGGGCCACGGGCGGUGGGCGGUCCCUCCCGGGUGGUACCCCCAGGCUGGCCGCCUCCAGCCCCCACCUGCCGUCCCAGCCUCCAGCUCCGUCCCAGCCUCCAGCUCCAUCCCAGCCUCCAGCUCCGUCCCAGCCUCCAGCUCUGUCCCAGCCUCCAGCUCCGUCUCAGCCUCCAGCUCCGUCCCAGCCUCCAGCUCCAGCUCUGUCCCAGCCUCCAGCUCUGUCCCAGCCUCCAGCUCCAUCCCAGCCUCCAGCUCCAUCUCAGCCUCCAGCUCCAUCCCAGCCUCCACUGCCCUGGCCCAGACACUUAGCCCCUGGCACCCUGGCCAGCACGGACAGGGUUGUGGCAGCUGAGAGACACGGGGCCUCUGCCCCCGCCUGCCCAUCCCACCUGAGAUUGGGGGGAAAGCCAGGCCGCAUCCCAGGGGAGAGCUGGCUGGGAAUGGUCCUGGGCACCUGGCCCUGCGGCUCACCCGGACGGUUCCGAGGAGGCGGCUCCGGCAGAGCCCCCGGUGCCGGCCAGACACACGUGGGCAGAUUCGAGGCCCACAAAGGUGGCCGCGUGGUUCGCACCAAUCCUUCCACCGAGGACAAGGGAAAAGCUGGGGCAAGCAAUGCCCGCCAACAGGCCAGCCACCACAGCAGAGAGCGGACAGCACCAAAGCAAUGCCCGCCAACAGGCCAGCCACCACAGCGGAGAGCGGACAGCACCGAAGCAAUGCCCGCCAACAGGCCAGCCACCACAGCGGAGAGUGGACAGCACCGAAGCAAUGCCCACCAACAGGCCAGCCACCACAGCGGAGAGCGGACAGCACCGAAGCAAUGCCCACCAACAGGCCAGCCACCACAGCGGAGAGUGGACAGCACCGAAGCAAUGCCCACCAACAGGCCAGCCACCACAGCGGAGAGCGGACAGCACCGAAGCAAUGCCCACCAACAGGCCAGCCACCACAGCGGAGAGCGGACAGCACCGAAGCAAUGCCCACCAAAAGGCCAGCCACCACAGUGGAGAGCAGACAGCACCGAAGGCUCCCAGGGCACUGUCCGCAUGGUGCAGAGCUUCAGAGAGGAGAGUCCAGCACACACAGAAAGGAGAGUCUAG
Messenger RNA from Dipodomys ordii (Ord's kangaroo rat), 1566 nucleotides. RefSeq names its product oleosin-B6-like. The transcript is spliced from 5 exons. The coding region runs from base 1 to 1566 and encodes 521 amino acids. Lineage: Eukaryota; Metazoa; Chordata; Mammalia; Rodentia; Heteromyidae. The record is from RefSeq and is a predicted model, not a curated record.